UUCUCCUGCCUCAGCAUCCCAGGCAGCGGGAUUUCAGGGUUGCCCUACUGCACUUGACAUGAGGAAGUUGAGAAGGGUAUUACUGAGUGUCUGCAAAAGUGAUAUCUGCAUGAGGCUGGCUCUUCAGCUGCACUCUGCUCCUACGGGCAUGCUUCGGAAAGUUUAGAGGAUGGCACUUUGCUACUCCAGGGCCAAAUGAGGAAGGAGCUCAUGAUGCUUCAAUGCUGCCCUUUCCUACUUUGCUGCCUCCUACUUUCCGGCAUCCAGUCCUGACUCACUUGCUCCCAGACUACUGAUGAGCACAUACCACCCUGGAAGUACAUGGACAGCACUGUAGAUUCCUAGUCCCAUAGUUCAUGAUGGAGACUGUGGGCAUCUUUUUUAUCUGUCUGGGUAUUUUAUUUUACACGUUUUGUCUACGUGUAUCUCUGUGUACUGUGUGCAUGCCUGGUACCCACAGAGACCAGAAAGGGUGUUGGAGUGCCAGGAACUGGAAUUACAGACAGAUGUGAGCUGCCAUGCGGGUGCCGAGAGUUGAACCCAAGUCUUCGGAGAGGCAGCAGGUGCUCUUAAAAACUGAGCCACGGGAGGGCCUGUUGCCUUCAGUGCUGUGUUUAUUCUGAGAAAGUUAACCGUUCACUGCUGUGGGGAGCAGGAGACCUGGAUCCCUAUAUAUUUCUGGAUGACCCCGCUCUUGCAAGACCUAAGAUUGCUCAUCCAUUACUAAGGCAAAAGAUGUGAUGAACAUUUCAGUUCUCAUAAGAAUUCAUAAUGGUGUCUUGUGACAAAAACGAACAAAAAACGAAACAGACCCUCAGUGAAGCUGAGCUGCCCAGAUGGGGCUCAGAUGAACCAAACAGCCCCUAUGAAGUAGAGACCAGCCAAGAUGUCCAGAAGAAACAAGAGGUCAAUCAGACCGCCUGGAAGAAGCAAAAACAAGCAGCUUGAAGAAAUCAGAGACCUGCUUGGAAGAGACGCAGACCAACCGAGCUACCCAGAAAGGACCCCCUGUAACUCGUUAAACUGUCUGCCUGUUGUAGAGUAUGUUCUGGCUUUCCUGUGUUCAAGAACUGUCAGCCAUGCUGAGGGAGAAUUGGUGAUGCAGCUGCAUUUAAGACAUUUCUGCUCCUUUUUGAAAGCGACCGAGGAGACAAGAGUGUUGGAUGCCCCCAAACUGGAGUUCCAGGCAGUGGCCCACCAUCAGGGUGCUAGGAAUCAAAGCCACGUUCCCUACCAGAGCAAGCAAGUGAUCAACUCCUGGUGCAUCUCUGCAGCUCCCAUUAGGGUAUUUCCAAUGGCAGAAGAAAUCGCACUGAGCACGUUUUUUACAGAGUCAGCAGAGGAAGGGGAGCUAAUGGAUGCUUUCUGGCUCAGCUACACCAAGAGUCAGUCCAGUAACAAAAAACUGAACAACAUGUUCUGCACAGAAUGCACUGUAAUCUAUGGCUCAUUUGUGGUCUUUUUCCUGGAAAUCCCUACUACAGAGUUUGUCAUCAAAGAGAGUAAAUGAGGAUAGCCACCAGCCAAGCAUGCUUGCCUUGCCAACCAACAAGAUAACAGAAGAAGCAAAGACACAAUGAGGUUGCACAGAAGUUAAAGCUAAAGGGAGUUAUCAGCAUCUCCCAGGGCCUUCCUUCCUCUGCUCUCCAGAUGGCAAGAUACUGACAACCUAAAGUUCACCACUGUCAGGUGAGGAUGCUCUGGCCAUUUGAAGAUGUUGCCUGGAUCAUCAUCUUCUUCAUGGAUGGGAGUUACAAAAGCUGAUGUGGUCCUUAUCACUGUCAGCCAUGAGAUGCCUGGAGUGGUCACCGCCCCCCUCCCCCCACCCGCCAGCUCUGCCACUGUGCCCUUUGCUCCCCAUGGAUACAUAUCUCUUCACUGCAGAGCUCCACACGUUGAUGCUGCCUGCUACAUGACAUGUGCCAUGGUCCUAACAGGAUGACAUCUCCAACUAGGGUGUCAGUUCUUCUUCUUCCAGGCUCAGGACAUCUCAGGCUCAUGAGGCUAUCCUCGGGUUUACGGUAGAAAGAACUGGACCAGUGAGCUGAGGCAGCCACAUCACAGACACGAGGACCAGUGUGUCAGUGUGCACACAAGGACCAUGAAAGUUCUGCUAUGUCCCUACCGUGUGCCUCUGUACUCGGGUUCUUGCAGGUCUCUCUGGAACCCUGGCGUGGGCAGGUCUGCUGCUGUCAAAAUGAGAACUCUUUUCCAGGCAACCAGCUUCUCUCAAGAUUGCUACCAGCACUACUCUCACUGCAGUACCUGGUGAAGCCACCAGAGGGAGGCAAGGCAAAGCAGACAGAAACAAACAGGCGGCUUAUGUGGCAAAAUUUCUCCAGUUCUCUAUGUUCUCUAUGUUCAACACCACUGUAUCGCUGCAUAGCCCAUGCGUCCUUCCCUCUUCCUGCAGGGAUUCCAGUCCAUGAACUGAGUAAUCCUGGGCUCUGUACCUGUAUUUGCACUUCUCCCACUGAACUUGAAAGUCUCUGCCCAUAACAGUCUCCAUUCUGGUACCCAGAUUGUUCUACUACUCCUGGCCUUAGACUUCUUCCCUUAUGGGUAGGCAGACUCUGAGACACUUCAAAACAUCCAUGGAUAGCACGUACCAAGAUAACACACAUGAGAGCAAGCAAAAUCUAUUCCUUCAGAGCUUACUAUGGCAAGAAUCAAAAUUCAUCCCUUGCCACUGAGGCUCACAGGAAGGCAGGGUGAGGAAACUCCAUGGAGGAGAAGGGAAGAUCUGAAGGCCAGCAUCCCACAGGGACUGCCUUGGAAACUGGGGUGGUUUCAAAGAAAAUGAUCCCCAAAGGGAAGGGCACUAUUAGGAGGUGUGAAUUUGUUGGAGGAGGUGGGUCACUGUGCAAGUGGGCUUUGGGGGUCCCUUUUCCUCAAGUUUCCCUCAUUGUGACAGCCAGUUGAUUUCCUGCUGCCCUCUGGUGAAAGAGGUAGCCAGCACCACAUCUGUCUGCACACUGCCAUGUUCCCCUUCAUGAUCAUAAUGGACUGAACUUCUGAAACUGUAAGUGAGCCACCCUAAUUAAAUGUUUU
Messenger RNA from Arvicola amphibius (Eurasian water vole), 3051 nucleotides. RefSeq lists its product as uncharacterized. The record is from RefSeq and is a predicted model, not a curated record. Lineage: Eukaryota; Metazoa; Chordata; Mammalia; Rodentia; Cricetidae. Bases 887 to 1510 code for a protein of 207 amino acids. The transcript has 4 exons.